CAACCACAAAGCCUGAUCUUCUCUGUGUACCAGGCCCCGUCUUCUCUGAAAUAUGAGUUCCCACCAGCAGAAGCAGCCUUGCACCGCACCCCCCCAGCUCCAGCAGCAGCAAGUGAAACAGCCCUGCCAACCUCCACCCCAGGAACCAUGUGUUCCCCAAACUAAGGAGCCAUGCCACACCAAGGUUCCUGAGCCAUGCCACACCAAGGUUCCUGAGCCAUGCCACACCAAGGUGCCAGAGCCAUGCCACACCAAGGUGCCAGAGCCGUGCCACACCAAGGUUCCUGAGCCAUGCCACACCAAGGUUCCUGAGCCAUGCCACACCAAGGUUCCUGAGCCAUGCCACACCAAGGUGCCAGAGCCGUGCCACACCAAGGUUCCUGAGCCAUGCCACACCAAGGUUCCUGAGCCAUGCCACACCAAGGUUCUGGAGCCAUGUCCUUCAACAGUAAUUCCAGCACAAAUUCAGCAGACCAAGCAAAAGUAAUGUGGUCCACAGCCAUGCCCUUGAGGAACCAACCACUGAAUGCUGAAUCCCCUCCCCUAUUCUGCUUAUCUGUUCCACUUAUAAUUAGCAUGCUGUCAUAACCCUCUGAGUCAUAACCCCUCCCUCUUUACGCCCUCUAAAAAGUCCCUCACUUUCAGUCUGAAGAGCUUCUGAGCCCCUGAAUAAGGCUGAAAGUCUCACUGGCUGAGCUAGUCUUCUAGCUGCUCAAGGCACAUCUGAAGAGUGAUUGGGGUGGGGAUCAAGUGACUCUUCCCUGCUCUGCCCCCAUUAAAUCA
This is a messenger RNA of Artibeus jamaicensis (Jamaican fruit-eating bat), 783 nucleotides long. Its product is annotated as cornifin alpha-like. The transcript has 2 exons. Bases 53 to 487 code for a protein of 144 amino acids. The record is from RefSeq and is a predicted model, not a curated record. Lineage: Eukaryota; Metazoa; Chordata; Mammalia; Chiroptera; Phyllostomidae.